AUGAUCAACGGGACAAUGUCGCGACCAUCAUCAAAUGCUGCAGGAACUCGGGGAGCUCUGCGCGCUUUAUAUAUGUCUGACCGUGUCCGCCGGCCUCGACUACAGGGGCCGCAUCCUCGUUAUGCUCCUUCUAUGUCAAGGACGAGGCGGUUCCGAGUCGGGUUGAGCUCCCGUCUCGGGUCCCCGGCCUUCGGGGCGGGAAAGUGGGCUUUGCGCGGCCGGGCCCCACCCCAGACUCCCCACAGUGGAUUUGCAGGAGCUGAACGGGGUGAGGCCAUGCCCCAGAUUCCGCGUUCCCACCUUCUCCCUCUUUUCCCGCCGCCUUGGUUCCUUGAGAGAGCCGCUUCGCCACAAGACACUGCGCCGUGGAAGGCACAGGCAGGAAGUCGUCCCCGCAAUGCAGCCCGAUGCGCCAUCGUAGAGACACGAGGCAUCUCCAUCGUCUAG
This is a messenger RNA of Purpureocillium lilacinum, 447 nucleotides long. The record is from RefSeq and is a predicted model, not a curated record. Lineage: Eukaryota; Fungi; Ascomycota; Sordariomycetes; Hypocreales; Ophiocordycipitaceae.